AUGGCUCAAAGGGUAAUCCUUCCACCACCACCAACAAAUGGUUAUGGUUAUUCAUUUUCCACUGAACAUGAACAAAAUAAUGCUUAUCAAGAUCAACAACGACGUCAAUAUGAUUUAGCGGUAACAUCAUCAUCAUCACCGACUACUACCAUGUUUCAACAAAAUAUAUCAGUCACAACACCUGGCAUAGCAAAUCUUCCUGUUAAUUCAAAUGGAAUCGGAGGACAAACAAGUCAUCAUUCAUCACCAACACAUCAUCAACCAUCAAAUAGUCCCGAAACUCAAAUUAAACAAAAUAAAGAUAUGAUAUAUAGCCAUCCAUUAUUUCCACUAUUGGCAUUAAUAUUUGAAAAAUGUGAAUUGGCCACAUGUACACCGAGAGAUGGUAGUGGACCUGGUGAUGUUUGUUCAUCGGAAUCAUUUAAUGACGAUGUUACCGAUUUUGCCAAACAGCUUCAAAAAGAGCACACAUACAUAACAGCAAAUCCAGAGUUAGACAAUUUGAUGAUACAAGCUGUUCAAGUACUCCGAUUUCAUUUACUUGAAUUAGAAAAAGUACAUGAAUUAUGUGAUAAUUUUUGUCACCGUUAUAUAACAUGUUUAAAAGGCAAAAUGCCAAUGGAUUUAGUUAUUGAUGAACGUGAUUCAAAUGUUUCAUCAUCAAAAUCAGAUGAUGAACAAAGUGAAGAUAAUACUAAUAAUACACCAACAAGUUCACGAUCUUAUAACAGUCCACCAAAUGAAACAUCUUAUUCUAAAACAUUGAGAUCGUCGUCUCAUUGUUCACAGUUAAAUGGUCUAACACCAAAUCAUCAUAAUUCAUCAUCAUCUACCGCUAUAAAUCAUAUUCAUCAUCAUCAUCAAAACAACAACAACAAUCAUAAUCACAAUGUUCUUCAUAACAAUGGGAUUACGAGUAGUGUAAAUGGUACUAGUGGUGGUGGUACAGGUGGUGGUGGAAGUAGUCAUCAUUCAGUUCAUAGCGAUGAUACGCAGUCAACACAUUCGUCAGAUACUCCCAAUGGUUUAACACCAAACAACUGUCAUGUAUCACAAAAUUUAGACAAUAACAGUGAAACUGGUGACAAUUUUGAUAACAGUGUAUGUUCUGGAGAUGGUACAGGCGGUGAAGAUGAUCCGGAUGAUAAUAAUAAAAAACGACAAAAAAAACGUGGCAUAUUUCCCAAAGUAGCCACAAAUAUCAUGAGAGCAUGGCUAUUUCAACAUUUAACUCAUCCAUAUCCAUCGGAAGAGCAGAAAAAGCAAUUAGCACAAGAUACUGGUUUGACUAUACUACAAGUAAAUAACUGGUUUAUCAAUGCCAGAAGACGAAUUGUUCAACCAAUGAUAGAUCAAUCAAAUCGAGCUGCAAAUGCUCAGAAAGCAUCGAUACCAGAAUUCAGUGAUUAUCUUGGACCAUAUAGUCCAGAUGCAAUUCAUUAUGGAUUCGAUCGUCAAUUUGCAGCCUAUCCACCUGAAUUUUAUAAUGCAGCAACAUUAGCUGCAGCCUCAAAUCCGUAUACACAAAUGUCACCAUUUCGAAAUCCUGUUCAUUCAAAUAUGUUAUUAAGUGGACAUACUCAUCCAAUGAUGAUGACACAAAUGGCUCAUUCAACACCUUAUAAUUCGUAUCCACCAUCAUCAACAUCACCAUUGAUGGAUUCACUUGCAACCUCACAACAAGAUAAUCACACUCUAUGA
This is a messenger RNA of Didymodactylos carnosus, 1701 nucleotides long. Lineage: Eukaryota; Metazoa; Rotifera; Eurotatoria; Philodinida; Philodinidae. The record is from the annotation of a GenBank genome assembly.